Suillus subaureus is the source of this 790-nucleotide messenger RNA. RefSeq lists its product as uncharacterized. The coding region runs from base 137 to 790 and encodes 217 amino acids. The record is from RefSeq and is a predicted model, not a curated record. The transcript is spliced from 5 exons. NCBI's taxonomy places the organism in Eukaryota, Fungi, Basidiomycota, Agaricomycetes, Boletales, Suillaceae.
AUAUUGACCCGCGUUGAUCACAUACUAGUGGGGCUGUCCACCAUCUAGAAAUCUCCACAGCUUCAUCCGCCAUUUCCUUAUAAUCGGUUCUCAGUAUGAGCAUUAGUCCGACAUCUGUACUCUUCUACUUCACUUCAUGCCUUCACUUCGUUCCACUCAGUCAUAUGAUGCGACUGCUGACCCAAGAGCUCUUGCUGAAGAACAACUCCCCGAGGCCCUUCAUUGCACGUCUCUCUCGACGAGAGUACUUUGUUUUUUAGCGCUUGGACGCCUAGAUCUUGAAGAUCAUUGGAAGUCCCUCCAAUCAGAGCAAGCAUUCGAAACCGUCAGAACUAGGUUGUGCUCUAUCCUGACCAGUACUAUCACCACAGCGGGCGUUAUCCUUGCUAUGAGUGGUGUUUUCGUCACCACCGGCUCUCCUGUGUCAUACUUUGACUAUACAUCACCCGCUCCUCAUUGCCUGCUCUUUAUAUCCCUCAUACUCGCUAUGAUCGCGCUGUUGACAUCCGGCUCGAGCAUGAUACGUUGGCUACACACCGAUCGGCAUUGGAUUCAAGAGCAACUUAAGUUAGGCGGCUACUUCGUAUUGUCCUACCUGUUGUCAGUGGUCACCCCCAUGUUCUUCGUCGCUUGCUCCCUGCAUUGUUUCGUAUUUGCGAUGCUGAUUGCAGGGUUUUCCUCUCAGAACAUGAUCUGCCGCGUCGUCACUGCGGUCUGGAUGAUCACAUACGUCGUCAACAUCGGAACAAUAUUGAUGGAAACUAGGUGGAAGUAUGCUCAAUCACGCUAG